Molecule: messenger RNA, 1947 nt
Organism: Striga hermonthica
Lineage: Eukaryota; Viridiplantae; Streptophyta; Magnoliopsida; Lamiales; Orobanchaceae
Source: the annotation of a GenBank genome assembly
AUGCUUCCAGAGUUGGCGUCGGAGCCCGACCCGGACGAUUCCGACACCGAACCAGAAUUUGUCGAGGUCGAUCCCUCCGGUCGCUACGGUCGGUAUAAAGAGGUACUAGGAAAGGGAGCUUGCAAGAAAGUAUACAGAGCUUUUGAUGAAUGGGAAGGAAUAGAGGUGGCCUGGAAUCAGGUUAAGGUGGCUGAUCUCUUGAGGAAUUCCGUUGAUUUGGAGCGUUUGUAUUCGGAAGUUCACCUGCUUAAGACCCUCAAGCACAAAAAUAUUAUCAAAUUCUACAACUCGUGGGUUGAUACCAAAAACGAGCAUAUCAACUUCAUUACCGAGAUUUUCACAUCUGGGACUCUGCGACAGUAUAGAAAGAAACACAAGCAUGUUGAUGUGCGCGCACUGAAAAAAUGGUCUCGACAAAUCCUGGAGGGGCUUUCAUAUCUUCAUAGCCAUGACCCCCCAGUUAUUCAUCGGGACUUGAAAUGUGAUAAUAUUUUUGUUAAUGGGAAUCAAGGGGAGGUGAAAAUAGGCGACUUGGGACUUGCUGCUAUUCUUCAGCAAGCUCGUGCAGCUCACAGUGUCAUAGGGACUCCGGAGUUCAUGGCACCGGAGCUUUAUGAGGAGGAAUACAAUGAACUUGUUGAUAUAUAUGCCUUUGGUAUGUGCUUGCUGGAGCUUGUGACCCUUGAGUACCCUUAUGUGGAAUGUACCAAUGCAGCUCAGAUAUAUAAGAAAGUAACCGCUGGAAUCAAGCCUGCAUCACUUGAGAAAGUGGUGGACCCUGAAGUUCGAGCAUUCAUAGAAAAGUGCAUUGCGAAAGUCUCUGCUCGGCUGUCUGCCAAAGAAUUAUUGAUGGAUCCAUUUCUCCAUUCGGGUGAGAAUUCGGGAAGUUGUUCGCUACAGCCUCAACCUUCCAACACUGGUGAUAACGGUAACCGAUAUUACAAUGGGAAGGAGCCAGAUGACUCUGUUCUUGAGGGAAAUCGGGAUUUCACAGUGCAGGGCCAAAGAAAAGACCAAAAUACAAUAUUUUUAAAACUCCGGAUAGCAGAUUCAUCAGGUCAUAUUCGGAACAUUCAUUUCCCAUUCGACAUCGAGGAGGACACUUCCAAUUCCGUCGCUAGUGAAAUGGUUGAAGAACUCGAUCUUACCGAUCACGAUGUCACGGUCGUAGCUGCUAUGAUCGACUCUGAAAUCCAAUCCCUUAUUCCCGAUUGGGCCCCCAGAGAGCUGCCUGCCGACAACAAUUUCGAUGAGGAGGCCGGCCCAGAAACGGGAAUUUCCGGAGCCCACGACAAUGCCUCGCCUGUGACGAACGAUUCUGCCCAAUCGGGCCCACUCGUCUUGGAGAAACUCCCGUCCGGCAGAAAAUAUUGGUCCGACUCGCCCAAAGCCAGUGGCGAAAGCUCGCCUUUGGAGUAUAAUUCCAAUGGUGUGAAUAUGCAAUCUCCUAUUAGCCAUCAUGAUGUGAAUAUUUCCGAUUAUGCUACUCCUCCGAGGCAUGUUGAGUAUAAUUCCAAUGGUGAUGGUCAGAGUAAGCAUGGGGCAGCUUCUGAAGCAAGUAAACCUCAGCAGGAGAAUGCGGGCCCAUGCAGAAACUCCUUCGAUGAAGUGAAAAUUAUUGUGGAAAAGCUUGAGCAUGUCCUGGGCGAGCACUCGAAGGAGUUGGAUGAGUUGAGACAUAAACACAAAGCAGCUGUUUUGGCGUUUCUGGAGGAGCUCCCGGAAGAAAUUCGUCAGAAGGUUCUUAGCAUCUGUGACAAGAAGUUAUAUAAUGGACGUGAAUUGCAGGACCCGAAAGAUAAAUCGACCGUUCAUGACCCUUCUGUGAUGAUGGAUGACGUUAAAGUGUGUUGGUGUUUGCCUUUGAGUUCUGUUGGUGGCCUGUUCGAGUGCGGCUGUAUGCGGGUUAAGUCUUGUGGGGAUAGUGCUGAUGACGGGUUAGCUUGA